AUGGGCAGGUCGAGGAGAGGGGUUAGAUUUCCCCACAACACCGGCCAAAGCAACGGCUCCGAAGGCCGCCGCUCAAGCUUCAGCGAUGCCAGCGAGGACGGAAGUGGCUCACCUACGCGGGUUCGAGUCAAGGCACAAACCCAGCUGGCUUCCGUCCAAGAGAAACCUCCCACUCCCGAGGAGGAGUAUCAGAAGAAAAAGGCAAACUUCAUCACGCGAACCUUCUGGACGCUUUGCAUGCUGGCCGCCUUCUUCACCGCCCUCUUUAUGGGCCACAUUUACAUCAUCAUCAUUGUCACCAUGAUUCAGAUCGUUUCCUUCAAAGAGGUCAUCGCCAUUGCCAACGUCCCGAGUCGCGCUCGAGCCCUUCGAUCCACCAAGAGCCUGAACUGGUACUGGCUAGCCACCACCAUGUACUUUCUUUACGGUGAAAGCGUCAUCUACUACUUUAAGCACAUUGUCUUGGUCGACAAGGUGCUGCUGCCACUUGCCACCCACCAUCGCUUCAUCAGCUUUAUCCUCUAUGUCUUUGGCUUCGUCUUUUUCGUCGCGUCGCUCCAAGCCGGGCACUACAAGUUUCAGUUUACCAACUUUGCCUGGACGCACAUGGCUCUGUACCUCAUUGUGGUUCAAGCCCAUUUCGUCAUGAACAACGUGUUUGAGGGAAUGAUUUGGUUCUUUUUGCCCGCUGCCCUCGUCAUCACCAACGACAUCUUUGCCUACAUCUGCGGCAUCGCCUUUGGUCGCACGCAGCUCAUCAAGCUGUCGCCGAAAAAGACUGUCGAGGGUUUCGUCGGGGCCUGGAUCACCACGGUGCUGUUUGGGAUGGUUCUAGUCAACUUGAUGAUCCGGUCAAAGUACUUCAUCUGUCCCGUCAAUGAUCUCGGCGCCACCAUCUUCACCGGUCUGGACUGCGACCCCAACCCCGUCUUCAUUCCUCGCACUUACCACAUGCCCGACCUUUUCUUCCUGCCGCAAAAGUUGAUGAACCUGUCUUUUACGUUUGCGCCCGUGCAGAUCCAUGCCUUCAUCCUUGCAUCGUUCGCAUCUCUAAUCGCGCCGUUUGGCGGGUUUUUCGCCUCGGGCUUGAAGCGUAGCUUCAAGAUUAAAGACUUUGGCGAUUCCAUCCCAGGACACGGAGGCAUGACGGAUCGCAUGGACUGUCAGUUCAUCAUGGGUUUCUUCGCAUACAUGUAUUACCAUACCUUUAUCGCGCUUCACAAGGUCAGCGUGGGGUCGGUCCUGGAGACUGCGAUUACCAGCUUGAGCCCAGAGGAACAGAUUGAGCUGGUCAGAAGCAUGUCGAGGUACCUGGCGAAUCAAGGCGUGGUGUCGCAAAAGUUGGUCGAUUGUCUGGAGACGACCAUGAGCUCAUCAUGA
Ustilaginoidea virens is the source of this 1380-nucleotide messenger RNA. RefSeq lists its product as uncharacterized. The record is from RefSeq and is a predicted model, not a curated record. Gene Ontology annotation, molecular function: phosphatidate cytidylyltransferase activity. Bases 1 to 1380 code for a protein of 459 amino acids. NCBI's taxonomy places the organism in Eukaryota, Fungi, Ascomycota, Sordariomycetes, Hypocreales, Clavicipitaceae. Gene Ontology annotation, cellular component: endoplasmic reticulum membrane. The transcript has 5 exons.